This is a messenger RNA of Macrosteles quadrilineatus (aster leafhopper), 1039 nucleotides long. Its product is annotated as RRP15-like protein. The record is from RefSeq and is a predicted model, not a curated record. Bases 223 to 975 code for a protein of 250 amino acids. Gene Ontology annotation, biological process: maturation of 5.8S rRNA; maturation of LSU-rRNA. The transcript is spliced from 6 exons. NCBI's taxonomy places the organism in Eukaryota, Metazoa, Arthropoda, Insecta, Hemiptera, Cicadellidae. Gene Ontology annotation, cellular component: preribosome, large subunit precursor.
GCUAUCUUCACGACGGUGACGGUGUUCCUUAGGAGGAUGAGAAAUCUGUUUUAUCUAUGCUAUUAUAUUACGGAUGUGGAUGUGUGCUUGUUGAGUGAAAUAGUCUAAAUAGGUUGCAAGGUGGAAGGGAAUUGAUUGCUAAUGAAAUCGAGCCACACCAAGUAACAGAUGAAAAUUCCAACAAUUUAAACUCUGUUGCAGAAUUACAACCAUAUAUAAAUAAUGGGCAAUGAAGAAAUGUCUGAUAUGGAAGGGAGCUGCUCUGAUUCACGAUCAUCAGGAGAUCAAAUGAGCGAACAUGAAGAAGACAUCAUGGAUGAUGAGGAAGCAGUUCAAGAUAAAGAUUUCAAUAGCAGAAAGUUUCAUGAAAAUUCCGCUUGGGCAGAUGCAAUGUCAAAAAUUCUUAAAACUAAUAAACCAAAGAGAAGAAAGACAAUUGUUCUUUCUAGAGCAAAGCGAGCAAACCAAACAAAAGUCUCAAAAGAAGAGAACGUUGAUUUUGAUAUUGAGAAUGAUAUGAAACCAGAUGUAACUGGUAUUCGUUUAGAUGUUGUCAAAGAAGAAAAUGAAACUAGAAAGCUAAAGAAAAAAGAGUGGGCUUCUAAAGGAUAUGUUAAACCAUCCGUUUUGGAGAAGGAUAGGGAAAAAGCAUUGGCAAAAAUUGCAACAAGAGGAGUGGUGCAACUAUUUAAUGCAGUUAAAGAACAUCAAAAGACUUUAGAAAAGGAUCUAGAAGAUGCAGGACCUUUGGAGCACAAGAAGGACAAAGUAAUGAAGUCUUUGGACAAACGAGCCUUCCUGGACGUUCUGAUGGGACCAGCCAAGAGUCAGCCUGUCAGCAAACUUGUUCCACAAGAGAUCAAAGAGGAUGCAGAUAAUCCAACUUGGACGAUUCUAAGGGAUGACUUUAUGAUGAGCUCAAAACUCAAGGACUGGGAUAAACAUGAUACUUCAGAAGUGAAAGACGAGCAUUGAAAUAUUUGUGUCUCUGUAAUCAAUGGUAAAUGUAUAUAUGUAAUAACAAUGUUUUUCUAUGGCA